Messenger RNA from Cheilinus undulatus (humphead wrasse), 704 nucleotides. RefSeq names its product L-rhamnose-binding lectin SML-like. The transcript has 9 exons. The record is from RefSeq and is a predicted model, not a curated record. Lineage: Eukaryota; Metazoa; Chordata; Actinopteri; Labriformes; Labridae. The coding region runs from base 1 to 657 and encodes 218 amino acids. Gene Ontology annotation, molecular function: carbohydrate binding.
AUGCACCGCUUCAGACUCAGCAGCCUGCUCUUGCUGGCAGCCACAUGUGUGCUCAUGGCAUCAGUUGUCUCCACAGAGAGAGUUGCCACUUGUAAUUUUGGCCCCAGGGUCCACCGCCUGAGCUGUGAAAUUGGAGUGAUCAGCGUGCAGGAUGCUCUGUAUGGGCGUGCAAAUACUCAAACCUGCAGCUUAGGCAGACCUGCCAGUCAGAUCCAGAACACACAGUGUGCUCAGGAAGACACAGUGGACCUCAUGAAGUCAAGGUGUAAUGGCAAGAAGGUGUGUGAAUUUAACACCAACAUACUCCACCUUGCUGAUCCCUGCCCUGGCACCCUUAAGUAUCUGGAGACCAACUACACCUGCCUCCCUGCAACUCAUCUUGUCACGUGUGUUUAUUCCCAAGCAUACCUGUAUUGUGAUGAAGGGCAAGUUAUCUAUAUCUAUGGUGCUGACUAUGGACGUCGUGACAAAACUACAUGCGCUUCUGGCAGACCAUGGCUUCAAAUCCAAAAUGUCAACUGCUCUAACUCCACCACUAAAGUAGCCGAAAGCUGCAAUGGGAAGAACAGCUGUGAGAUCUUUGUCAGUGACCAAGUGUUAGGAGACCACUGUACAGGGACUGACAAGUACCUGGAGGUUGCUUACAUUUGUCAAUAGCCUGUGAACUCACAAUAAGAAUCUGAAGACAUGCUAAAAGAAAACAA